This is a messenger RNA of Boleophthalmus pectinirostris (great blue-spotted mudskipper), 1638 nucleotides long. RefSeq names its product SDS3 homolog, SIN3A corepressor complex component (gene suds3). Gene Ontology annotation, molecular function: histone deacetylase binding. The record is from RefSeq and is a predicted model, not a curated record. The coding region runs from base 92 to 1123 and encodes 343 amino acids. Gene Ontology annotation, biological process: negative regulation of transcription by RNA polymerase II. NCBI's taxonomy places the organism in Eukaryota, Metazoa, Chordata, Actinopteri, Gobiiformes, Gobiidae. Gene Ontology annotation, cellular component: Sin3-type complex. The transcript has 11 exons.
CGCGGGGUCCUUGCAGUUGUAGGCGCUGUUCCAAGGAGCAAAACACAAAUCGAUUGUUUAUUUUUUGUGUGUUUACGUUUUCAAAGUGGAAAUGACUUCAACUUUGUUAUCACCAAUGGUCGACUAUUACAACGAUGAAGAAGACCUCGACAGUGUGGAUGAAGACGACGAUCGCAGUUUCAGAGGACGCGAUUCAGAAGAAGACACAGAAGAUGCCAGUGAAACAGACCUUGCAAAGCACGAUGAAGAUGACUUCGUUGAAAUUAAAGAGCAAAUGUACCAGGACAAACUAGCCUCUCUGAAAAGACAGUUACAACAAUUGCAAGAAGGUACACUUCAGGAAUAUCAGAAGAGAAUGAAGAAGCUAGACCAGCAAUACAAGGAACGACUCAGAAAUGCAGACCUAUUUCUUCAACUUGAGACAGAGCAGGUGGAGAGGAAUUACAUAAAAGAAAAGAAGGCCGCUGUGAAGGAGUUUGACGAUAAAAAGGUUGAACUGAAGGAAAACUUAAUCGCUGAGCUGGAGGAGAAGAAAAAAAUGAUUGAGAAUGAGAAAUUAACAAUGGAGCUGACAGGCGACUCCAUGGAGGUAAAGCCAAUCAUGACUCGUAAGUUGCGGAGACGACCCAAUGAUCCUGUACCGAUACCAGACAAACGGAGGAAACCAGCACCUGCGCAGUUAAAUUAUUUAUUAACAGAUGAUCAGAUAAUGGAGGAUCUAAGAACACUGAAUAAGUUAAAGUCACCAAAGCGGCCAAGUAAGUUUGCUGUCAUAUUUACUCUUUCAUUCACAAACUCCACUCUGUAUUUAACUUUGGCUUUCCUGUUUUCAGUUUCCCCAUCAUCUCCAGAGCACAUCCCCUCAGCACCCAUGGACAACCCUUCCCAACGUUAUGAAGCCCGUAUCGAAGAAGGCAAACUCUACUAUGACAAAAGAUGGUACCACAAGAGCCAGGCCAUCUACCUGGAGUCGAAGGACAACACAAAGAUCAGCUGUGUGAUCAGCUCCGUGGGGACCAAUGAGAUCUGGGUGAGAAAGACGAGUGACAGCACAAAGAUGAGGAUCUACCUGGGACAGCUGCAGAGAGGGGCAUUCGUCAUUCGCCGGCGGUCUGCUGCGUGAAACACUGUCCCUGUCUACUUCUCUGUCCAUCAACUGAACCUCCUAUCUCUCUGUCACUCUGUUCAACUUAUCAUGCACUUUGAGUCUCCAUAUUCUUACAGUGUACUUACAACAACCUAAAAUAAUUGUCACUGUGUGGCAGAAGGGAGUUCACUGGAGCUCACUGAUCCAAUUGACUGCAUUUUCUUGCUUAUUUUUCAAAACUCUUGCAAUGGUCCACUUUUACACAUUUUCAUUUCACUCAAACAAUCCAUAAUAUUCUGUCCAUUUUCCAUGUGUACAUUUGACUUUUUGGAAGAAAAGUGUUUUAAGUUGCUCUCUUUUUUUUAUAUGAUUUGUUCAGGACAAAGUAGCCUAACAGAAAUUGUGAAUGGAGAAUAAAAUGGACCUUGGUUUGUACAGUGUUGCAUAUAUUAAAAUACUUCUGUCUUUGAUACACAAGAAUACUGUUUUUAUGAGUCUGACCAUGUACAUUGUUUUAACCUGUGGACCCAAAAGAACAGAAUUUAAAAUUA